Molecule: messenger RNA, 2886 nt
Organism: Loxodonta africana (African savanna elephant)
Lineage: Eukaryota; Metazoa; Chordata; Mammalia; Proboscidea; Elephantidae
Gene: ESM1
Product: endothelial cell specific molecule 1
Exons: 3
Coding region: 665-1219 (184 amino acids)
Biological process (GO): positive regulation of hepatocyte growth factor receptor signaling pathway; angiogenesis
Cellular component (GO): extracellular region
Molecular function (GO): hepatocyte growth factor receptor binding; integrin binding
Source: RefSeq, a predicted model, not a curated record
AGGGGGAGGAAGGAAGAGAGGGUCUUAAAAAAAAAUCCCUAUCAAAAUAUUUCUUUCUUCCAAGUAUUGAAAAGGCAUAAUAUAAUCCUUUCUUCUUCCAAAUGAUCUCAUAGCUAUUUACUAAGGGGAAAUACCAAAUGUUUAUUUAUUUUUUUUAAAGAAGCUUCUUCAGUCCUGAUGAUUCAAGUCGAUAUCAUUUUCCUUCUGACUACAGAGGCUCUGAGAUAAAGCUACGCCCAAGUAACAUGCCUGUGUCAGAACAAUUCCUGUCCUGCAAGAGGUUCUGCGACCUUCUUUAUUCCCCUUUCACAGACGUCCUUGAGCCCUUGAGACGGAUGUGAACGAGUUUUUCAAUCCUCAUGCAAAACAACCAUCUAAACAUAACAGAUGACAUCAGCUUGGGCUUUUCAAUUCCUGGAUGGCAGCAGCGUGUUAAUCCAGCCUUCAUCCUGGAUUUCAUAAACUAAAACAAGACAGCCUGGCAGGAGGACAGCGCUGCUGCUGGGUUGAGGAAAUUGAUGACGGGAAAGCAUGUGGGCAAUCCAGUGUAUAAAGCUCAUAAACGUGUAGGCAGAGGCUCAGCUACCACUUUGGAAGCUGGACGGCUGCGUCCCACCAGCGAAGGCUAAGACGCAGGACGCUGAGCCUGAGGCUGCUGGGAGACAUGAAGAGCCUCUUGCUGCUGACAGCUCUCCUUGUCCCUGUGCACCUGGUGACGGCCUGGAGCACCAAGUAUGCGGUGGAUUGCCCUGAACGUUGUGACAGUAACAAUUGCAAAAGCAGCCUGCGCUGCAAGAGGACUGUGCUGGACGACUGUGGCUGCUGUCGCGUGUGUGCCGCUGGGCUGGGCGAAACUUGCUACCGCACAGUCUCGGGCAUGGAUGGCGUCAAGUGUGGCCCUGGGCUAAGGUGUCAGUUUUACAGUGAGGAGGAUGAUUUUGGUGACGAGUUUGGUAUCUGCAAAGAUUGCCCCUACGGCACCUUCGGGAUGGAAUGCAAAGAGACCUGCAGCUGUCCAUCGGGCAUAUGUGACAGGGAGACCGGCAAAUGCCUCAAAUUUCCCUCCUUCCAAUAUUCAGUAGCCAAGUCUUCCAACAGGAGAUUAGUUUCUCACACAGAGCAUGACGUGGCAUCUGGAGAUGGAAAUGCUGUGAGGGAAGAAAUUGUGAAAGAGAAUGUGGCCCGGUCUCCUGUAAUGAAAUGGUUAAACCCACGCUGAUACUGAUGGGAUUUCCAAGUGAAGGCUUUACUUUAAUGAUUGUUCAACACACAGGCAACAUUUAGGAACAGUCUAGAUUAUAGCAUAGGGACAUAUAAUUUUUGAAAACCAAUUGCAAUUCAGGGUGGGUCCAAAAAAAAAAAAAAAAAAAGGUAGGCUACUCACAAUCUAUAAAAUGCAUAUGACUGAAUACUUUUAGAUAAUUGUUAACUAUCUGAAUGCUGAACAUAUAGAUUUGUUAAGUGUGUGUAUAGUAAUAUUGAAGAGCUACAAAUGCCAUUUAGAUCAUGUGAACGUGGAGGCGGGUCAGUCCAAGAGAAAUCUAGCCAAAGCUGAAGCCCAUGGUGAGCCUGCCUGCGGGUUCUUUGACUGGGAUGCACAUUAAUGUUGGGACGCAGGAUGGAGGAAGAGUUAUGAGCAAGGAAAAGUGGGGGUGGGGGACGGAGUGUAAUAUUUAGCUCUUCCUUGUGGCAGUUUCAAUAGAAUUUUAGUGUGCUUUUUUACUUUGGGAAAAGUCAGAACAAAACAGCCAGAAACCCCCUGAAGGAAGUGGAGAAUGUUUGAAGCUUGUGGGAAUUUGAGUAACAGCCUUGAAGUGAGGCCGGUUUCAAAGGGCUGCUAAUACCGUCCCCAGGUUAGGUGUAUCUGAGGGAUGAUACUGUGGCAGAGGGUAAGCACACACUUCCAUACAUGGUUUUAAAGAAUGCAACCUCAGAGGUAGAGCUAGGAAGUGUUUUGCCCGCUUGUGAGGGUAAAUAUUUAUAUAUUUUUGUAAAAAAAUUUUUUUUUACUAUGAGUCAUCCCCUGUACCAUACCCAUAUUUAUCAUCCUCUUGUUUUUUUUUUUUUUUUUUGAGGAAAUGAACAUAUUAAGUCUGUUUAAAAUGGUUAGAUAAAGAUGCAACUCUAUAACAUUUUUCAACAUUAGAGACAUUGUAAAUUUAUUAUUAAUAAUUACAAUAAUGUUAACAGUAAUAAGCAUAAGAGAAACCUAGAAAAAUCCAGUCACUAUGGGUUUAUGGAUUGUCAAAAAUGAACAACAGAGAGAAUUUAUUUAAAAGCAGACGUAGUGGCUUAAAUGAGUUUAAAAUUUAAAGUGGAAAAUAGCUUCUUAAGAGGUUUGUAACCGAAGAGUCAAUUUUCAGCAGGAAGCAUGUCAACUUCAAGAUGUGGCUCAUUUUCAUGUUUCUUUUUCUUUCAAACAUGAAUAAGGAAUACAACUGGGAGGACCUCAGCACAAAGAAAAUUGUUGUAAUAAAUGACUUCAGGAAAUAUUUGCAAAAGUAUUUUAUUUGGAGGGGAGAACUUAUUUAAGAAUUAUUUCACUAUUUACCUAUAUUUUAUUCUAGAAGUUUGUCAACAGACUUGUGGACAUGGAUGUGGGAGGGUCUUUGAAUAUAAGCUGAAUAAGCUGUUUUGUUUUAAAAGGACAAGUUUAUUACCGUUCAAUAAAAAACCAAGACACAGCUGUUCUGAGUCUAUUUAUGAUUUCAAGUUAUUUUAAUGAUUCAUGCAAAUGAAUUUAAUGUGCCCUUUAUGCAUAUUAAAAGGCAGGUUCUUAAACUGAAUUUUCUGCUACAGAUAAGCCUCUUCCACCAAAAUAUAAGCUAGCACUCUUAUUUCUUUGCUUUACAUUUUUGGCCUACUUGUUCCUUCUAGCAUUUUUAA